AUGAGAGCAGCUUCUGUUGCUACCUCCAACUGCUGUCACUCCCGCUGUCACUUAGAACUCUUGAGUUGCUGCGUCUCUGCAACAAUAUCUCUAGCAGCGUCUGUUGCUACCUUCAACUGCUGUCACUCCCGCUGUCACUUAGAACUCUUGAGUUGCUGCGUCUCUGCAACAAUACCUCUAGCAGCGUCUGUUGCUACCUUCAACUGCUGUCACUCCCGCUGUCACUUAGAACUCUUGAGUUGCUGCGUCUCUGCAACAAUAUCUCUAGCAGCGUCUGUUGCUACCUCCAACUGCUGUCACUCCCGCUGUCACUUAGAACUCUUGAGUUGUUGCGUCUCUGCAACACAACCUCUGGCAGCGUCUGUUGCUAUCUCCAACUGCUGUCACUCCCGCUGUCACUUAGAACUCUUGAGUUGCUGCGUCUCUGCAACAAAACCUCUGGCAGCGUCUGUUGCUACCUCCAACUGCUGUCACUCUCGCUGUCACUUAGAACUCUUGAGUUGCUGCGUCUCUGCAACAAAACCUCUAGCAGCUUCUGUUGCUACCUUCAAACUGCUGUCACUCCCUCUGGCUCCCUCGCUAAAAGUUCAAAUAACGGAGCCUAAAAAUAUACCAUAG
Messenger RNA from Homalodisca vitripennis (glassy-winged sharpshooter), 618 nucleotides. RefSeq names its product keratin-associated protein 4-5-like. The transcript has a single exon. The record is from RefSeq and is a predicted model, not a curated record. Bases 1 to 618 code for a protein of 205 amino acids. Lineage: Eukaryota; Metazoa; Arthropoda; Insecta; Hemiptera; Cicadellidae.